Messenger RNA from Mesorhabditis spiculigera, 402 nucleotides. The record is from the annotation of a GenBank genome assembly. Lineage: Eukaryota; Metazoa; Nematoda; Chromadorea; Rhabditida; Rhabditidae.
AUGAGCGAGAAGAACGAGCCGCACAGCACGCCGAAGACCACUCCCGGAAGCCCAGUCAUCCCUCCCGCGGUGACGCCGGUGGUGGUGAAGUUUUUGGAGCCAUCGAACAGAGAAUAUCCGCAACAGCCCCUCAUCGACGUGAUCAACAACAACAGCCUCAUCGCGUUGCUGUUCAGCGGCCAUGUCUGCGCCGUAUGCGCCCGGAAGAGCAAAACGCUGCGCCCGUUUCACGGCAUUCAACUCUGCGCCGUCCACCGCAACCAGAUCAGCCGGAAACACCCCCCUGCCGAAUGCGUCGAUUACAAAGGCCAUGGUUUCCUGCGACUGACGCAUAGUCAGCCAAGUGACUGCCAUGCUUGCACGACGAUCAUUGUUCGCCAGCUCACCGGCCGUGGCGGUGGA